Molecule: messenger RNA, 1386 nt
Organism: Cottoperca gobio
Lineage: Eukaryota; Metazoa; Chordata; Actinopteri; Perciformes; Bovichtidae
Gene: timm10
Product: translocase of inner mitochondrial membrane 10 homolog (yeast)
Exons: 2
Coding region: 110-376 (88 amino acids)
Biological process (GO): protein insertion into mitochondrial inner membrane
Cellular component (GO): mitochondrial inner membrane
Source: RefSeq, a predicted model, not a curated record
GUUUGAAGGUUAAAGAAGUAAGUUUCUUGUCGGCUGUCCGCUGCAGAGGGUCACCAGGACUGCGUGUUUGUGGUUAAAGCUGGGGAGUGAGCAGCACUGAGAAGCAGACAUGGAUCCCAUGAAGGCGCAGCAGCUGGCAGCGGAGCUGGAGGUGGAGAUGAUGGCCGACAUGUACAACCGAAUGACCAACGCCUGCCAUAGGAAGUGUGUGCCGCCACAUUACAAGGAGGCUGAGUUGACGAAGGGCGAGUCGGUGUGCCUGGACCGCUGCGUGGCCAAAUACCUGGACCUUCACGAGAGACUGGGACGCAAGCUGACGGAGCUCUCUGUCCAGGAUGAGGAAACAAUGAGGAAGGCAUCUGUGGGGAGCGGGUAGAGACGCUGAUGAGAGGAAAGAAGUAGAGCAUUGUGGGGGAUUAAAAGGUUACGGGGUGGGGUGGGCAUAUCAGGUUUCUCUAAGAUGAGACACUUGUGUUUUAAUUAGUGUGGGUCUUUUUGGGGAAAUCAAAAAAGUGUAACUAUAGGGGUCCACUGAGAGAAACUACUUCAUCUACUGCAGUAGAGGAUGAGGAUCUGGUGGGACAACACGGACAUCUUGAAACUGCUCCACCAGACUCUCCUACAUUCAGCUUGGCCUGAUCCUCAAUAAGUUGCAUGAACAUUGACUGGAAAGGAGAAAAGGACAUGUAAUAUUAUUUCUAAGUCAUACUUUGUGCUUGUUUUUAGCUGCUCGGGAGUGCGAGAAGGAUGCUGCUUCUACUGCAGAAACUCAAAUACUUUGUUGAAGCUUUGUGGUACCAACCGUCCGGUACUUGUUGCAGGUUAAAAAACAAACACUAUAAAUGAUUUAGCAUUUAGUCUCUGUUCCCAAAUCGUCCCUUUGAACUCUGUUGAGGGUGAAAGUAAACAUGGGUCACUAGGUCGCAACACAACAUGGUACAUUGUCCACAGUUACAAUGUGUCAGACAAGGUAGUUUCAGUUUUGUACAAAAUCUUGAAAUACAUCAAGUCAAAUACGGAAGGAUCAGGGCAUGCACUGAAUGACUGAUAUGUCUUUUUAUACAAGACACUAUGCAUAAGUUUACUCUUUCAGCCCUGGAUGGUGCUGUGUUGGCUUCGUCUUUAACAACUACUCCGAUUCAGACAGCCAGCCACGCCAUUCUGGCUUAAUGUGGACAUGUGUUGAAGAAGAACUUGUAUGUGUCAUGCUCGUGUAGACUGUUCUGUAUGUGAGUGGACCAUGUUUUUGACUGUGAUACGUUUUUUUUCUUUUUCAUGUUUUCACCACUGUGAAGCUUCUUAUCUACAUAUUGGAGAAGAUGUACAGUGUUUCAUUGUUAUUCAGUACUAAAAUAAAAAAUGUCAUCCUUUUCUUAACACCACGAA